CUCUUCCUCCUCCGUCGCCGUCUCCUCUGCCUCCGCUUCCCCCUCCCUCCGCGUUUUGCAACAACCUCCCCCCCCCUCUCCAGCCCACGCCGCGUACGCGCCCUCGGAUCUCUUCCCGUCUUCGGGGCUCCCUUUUGUACAAGUCGCGGGCUUUUUCCUCCGCACAACUCCAGCCAUGUCAGACACAGCCGUGGAUACCAGCUCCGAGAUCUCCACCAAGGAUUUGAAAGAAAAGAAGGAAGUUGUGGAAGAAACAGAAAACGGGAGGGAUGCCCCGGCCAACGGCAAUGCUGAGAACGAGGAAAACGGGGAACAGGAGGCGGACAACGAGGUAGACGACGAAGAGGAAGAGGUCGGCGACGAGGAGGAGGAUGAGGAAGAAGGCGAUGGCGAAGAGGAAGAUGGCGACGAAGACGAUGAAGCUGAAGGUCUGACCGGCAAACGGGCAGCUGAAGACGAUGAGGACGACGAUGUCGAUCCGAAGAAGCAGAAAACCGACGAAGACGAUUAGAGAGUUAGAAUAAUAAAGAAACAGCUUUUUUUUUUUAAACUUAAAAAAAGAGGAAAAAAUUUUUUUAAAAAAAGGCCAGCGUGACCUACUUUUACCUUUGAAAACUUCCUGUUACAGAAAAAAAAAUAAAAUAAAUACGUCCCCUUGU
Molecule: messenger RNA, 659 nt
Organism: Protobothrops mucrosquamatus (brown spotted pit viper)
Lineage: Eukaryota; Metazoa; Chordata; Lepidosauria; Squamata; Viperidae
Gene: PTMA
Product: prothymosin alpha
Exons: 5
Coding region: 176-511 (111 amino acids)
Biological process (GO): positive regulation of transcription by RNA polymerase II; negative regulation of apoptotic process
Cellular component (GO): nucleus
Molecular function (GO): histone binding
Source: RefSeq, a predicted model, not a curated record